Papilio xuthus (Asian swallowtail) is the source of this 3948-nucleotide messenger RNA. RefSeq names its product proto-oncogene like protein Myb (gene Myb). NCBI's taxonomy places the organism in Eukaryota, Metazoa, Arthropoda, Insecta, Lepidoptera, Papilionidae. Bases 208 to 2502 code for a protein of 764 amino acids. Gene Ontology annotation, biological process: regulation of DNA-templated transcription. Gene Ontology annotation, molecular function: RNA polymerase II cis-regulatory region sequence-specific DNA binding; DNA-binding transcription factor activity, RNA polymerase II-specific. Gene Ontology annotation, cellular component: nucleus. The record is from RefSeq and is a predicted model, not a curated record. The transcript has 17 exons.
AUUUUGUGUCUCUCUCUUACUUGUUAUGAUUAGCGUAAACAAGACUGAAAGAGGAAAAAUCUGCUUUUGAUUGUAACGAAUGUUAACGAAUUGUGGUUAUUUUACUAAAUUUUUUAUAUAUUUUUACGAGACUAUUGUGCAAUUUAAACGAAUAUAUGAUAAGUUAUAAGUUUUUCGUGGGUUAUAUUUUAAAUACUCCCUUUCUAAAUGCAAUUUCCUAUGAAAAGAGAUGUUAUGGAGAACGACAAAAAUAAUCAGUCAAGUGUGGAGGAAGACAAAACGAAAUCAUAUCUUCAAUUCCAAAAGGAAAGGCUAAAGGCGUUGCAAGCAAAGCUUUCAACUGAGGCCGAAGAAGAUUACGUCAUCGUUAAAGAAGAACGUAGCGGCUAUGAGUCAGACACGAGCGAGUACUCUGAGGACUCGACGGCGUACGACGAUGCGCCGGCUACAACCAAAGGCACUGGGCAGAGGAAGAAUAUCAACAGAGGUCGAUGGACCAAGGAGGAGGAUAAAAGGCUCAAAACAUAUGUAAAGAUGUACAGUGAGAAUUGGGAGCUCAUUGCUGCCCAGUUCCCUGACCGCUCCGACGUGCAAUGCCAGCAGAGGUGGACGAAAGUCGUCAAUCCAGAACUAGUCAAGGGGCCAUGGACCAAGGAGGAAGACGAAAAAGUCAUGGAACUCGUCGCCAAAUACGGACCGAAGAAAUGGACGCUUAUAGCACGGCAUUUAAAAGGAAGGAUAGGAAAACAAUGCAGAGAACGCUGGCACAAUCACCUAAACCCAUCAAUAAAGAAAACUGCAUGGACAGAUCAUGAAGACAGAGUUAUAUAUCAAGCGCACAAACAACUCGGCAAUCAGUGGGCUAAGAUCGCUAAGUUACUGCCGGGCAGGACAGACAACGCGAUAAAGAACCACUGGAAUUCAACAAUGAGAAGGAAGUAUGAGCCGGACAUAUUGGACAGCUUCGAGAACAUUCGGCGUAAGCAAGCGCGGGUAAAGAGCCGCGCCAGUGACACUAGCGCUGACACCUCCUCUGUACAAAUUGUAUAUAACGAUAGUUGGACGGACCCAUUCAAUGAAUCAAUACAAAGUAAUACAUCAUCGAGUGCUCCGUCUAAGCAGGUGCAGCAUUUCAGACAACUGCUGAAGGAGCAGCUCAGCAGUUUGCAGAAGACGCACAAGUCUCCUGACAGGGGGAACCUGGUGGCUGUUGAUACUGUAGAGAUUGUUGAGUCACCUUUCAAAUAUGUAAAUAUCGGUUCACUACCAGACUCACCGAUCAAGAACUAUCUAUCACAAACCACGACUACAGAUAAUCAAACUAUGAAUAAUGCAAGUUCAACAAGCUACGCGCUGCAGACGGAGACGAACAAGGAGAUAGUGGUACCAUCAGUGUACAUAUCUCCCAAGAAGAGCAUGGAGUCGAUCAGUCCGCCGCCCAUACUGCGCCGAGCCAAGGGGAAGAAACCUCUGCCCGCGCACACCUCCAAUACGUGGUCAGAAGCGAUCGCCAAAGCACUAGAGCCGAAGGAUUCAGGCGCGACUCCGAUCAAAGCGCUGCCAUUCAGCCCCUCGCAGUUCCUCAACUCUCCAGCUGCAGUCUCCUUCUCACACUUCGAUUCUACACCACUGAGGACAUAUGGAAAGGAAUGGAGCGCAAGUCCUUUACUACAAACGCCGACGCCGGCCAACAUCACUCCUGGCGGCAGUCAGCUCAGGAAUAUGACACCCAAAACCCCGACUCCCUUCAAGUUGGCGAUGGCUGAGCUGGGCAAGAAGUCAGGUCUGAAGUACGAGCCGUCCAGCCCCGGGCUGCUGGUGGAGGACAUCACCGAGAUGAUACAGCGCGAGGAGAAUUCCGACACCACCCUGCAUCUCAAUGACUCCAUGUUGUCUGCAACCACUGAAGAAGCACAGCAGGUGAACGACUCGGGUAUCGGUAGCGGUGGCGGCAGUCGCGGCAAGGAGAACAUGCCGUCGCGCGGACGUGCCCGCAAGGCGCUCGCCGCAGCGUGGGGCGCGCUCACCAGCACGCCGCACUCCGCCGCGCCGCUCCCCACCGUGCCCGACCUCUCCUACAUCGUUGAGACACCGAGUAAAACGUUAGCGGGAGAUAGUUCCGUUCUGUUCUCGCCGCCAUCAAUAGUAAAGAAUUCUUUACAAGAAGAAUCGACAAGUCUGCACAGUUUGAUGAGCACUGAGAACACACCGGAAAAUAUUAAAUACGAAGAUAUGGACAUUGAAUCUGUCAUCACAGAAAAAACUAAGAUACGUCGCGUAUCUGAUGAGCCGAUCGUAGUCAAGAAGUCAGCAGUAAGAUCUAUCAAGUUCGAUCAGGCACCAGCGGAGACUGCAACGGAUGAUAAACCUAUGUUAUUACUGAAUGAUAACAAAUGGGAGAUAUACGCGUGUGGCAAGACUCAAGACCAGUUGGAUCUAACAGUUUUAGCUCAUCAGUACCUAAGGAAUACAGCCUUAAAACCUCGAUCUUUGAACUUUUAGAGUUUUAUACAUAUAUAGAAAUACUCAACCCGGUUUCUGAAAGUUUUAUCAAACUUGUAUCCAGAAAAAAUCCUUCUAAAUUUAAUUCUUAAAAUCAUUAAUUGUAAAAGUGCGUUUCCACUACUGUUUUCUCUAUUCUUUCGAAAAGAACGUUUGAAAUAAUAAUAUGCAUCACUGCAGUGGAAACCGAUAUUAAACAUGGGUUCAAGAAACUCAAACUUUUUUAAAGAAUGAUUAAUUAUAAUUUAAAAUUGUUAGACAUUUCAGAAACCGGGUAUAAGUUAGUGAUAGAUAACACAGUGUGAUUUUAGUUUUAAGAACACUUUAGUUUUAGUAGUAUUUAGUAGUUUAUGUCUUAGUUCGUUUAUUUUACUGUAAAAAUUAUGGUUAUUAUAGAAAUUGAAAGAAUUUUCAUAUCAUGGUGUAUUUUUUAAACAUUCUGAGCUCUCAAAAAUGUUCUUUUUAUUAUAAUUAUCUUGGAAUUUUUAAACAGCUAAAAACGGUCAUUAUGUUAAAUGACCUAAAUGUUGCCAUAUUUAGAAUGUUUAUUAUCUGUAGAAAAAUUGCUAAUGUCUUUUGUUUUAUAAUGUUGCCAGCAAUAAUAUUUUGUAAGGUAAUUUUAAUUUAGAAUUGAUUUUAGUGGUGUUUUGUGUUAUGAAUAUUUAUUUCUUCGUAUGAUUAAGUUUUAUCUUUUGAUUUUAUAUUUAAGUAUAUUUGUAGAACGUCACCAUUAGUCCAUAGAUUAAAAUAUCUAUGGUUUGUGUCUAUGUCUAUGGUCAAAAUAAACUUUUAUUCAAUAACCAUAAACAAAUUAUUGUUUCUAGUGCUGUAAUAAAGAUACUUUUUCAGAUUAGUUUACAGUUUUAUCUUUUAGAUAUAAUUUCUUAGAAUCUUAAUAAAAGGAGAGAUAUUUUUAUGUCCAACAAAAAUAAAUCAUGAACAAGUUAAUUAAUAUUUUUGUCAACUACAAUAUUUUUCUACUUGAAUGUCAUUAAAAGAAUAUGACUUUAGUCUAAAAUUUAAUAAAAGUUUUUAAAUAAGUAAAAUUAUAAUGAUAACUGUACAUAAUUGCUUUUAUUUGAAAUAUAUUUUUUAUUCGCAGCGAAGUCAAAGGGUUUAUCACGAAUAUUUACGUGACAGUUGCGAGAUUCGUAACGUCAUCGACAAUGUCAAAAUUUGUAUAAGAUUUAUUAGUGUAUUUUACGAAACGGUUUUGUCGUAUACGAAUAAUUUCUCACGAAUAUUCAUGCUAGGCUCUUAAGUCGACUAAGUUAUUGUGCUCGGGUAGCAUUUUUUUAUCAGUGACAAAAAACAUUCUUUUUUUUUUAUUUUAUUCGUGUUAAAUAGUUUGUAGAGAUAUUUUUUAACUUGUGAGAACAGCAUGCGUUGUGUAAAUAUUUAGUUUUUAAGGGUUUUUAAAGAGGAAUAAAGAUUUUGGGCAAUGCA